AUGCAUCUCCCGCUGCUCCUGUCAGGAGCUGUCUUGAGCUUCAUCGCUCCGACCCUCGCCGUGCCUGUCCAGGACAGUCCUCGCCAGCGCCUCCUCGACGGCAAGGGUCUUCCUACAAAGUACCGCAGUGGUUCGCCUCCCUACACUCCUGGCCACAAGGACAAGUACGAUAGUCCCAUCGACUCCAUUGGCGACGAGCUCGAUCCCUUGCCAUAUCGCAAUGGCCUCGGAGCCUCUGUUCUCGGUCCUUGGAACGAGGCUCGAUCCAGACAGAACCCGGAUCUCGUUCGACCUCCAGGCACUGAUCACGGCAAUCUUGCCAACAUGCGUUGGAGUUUUGCUGAUUCUCACAUUCGCAUCGAGGAGGGUGGUUGGACUAGACAAACCACGAUUCGCGAGCUUCCUACUAGUAUCGAGCUGGCCGGUGUUAACAUGCGCCUAGACGAGGGGGUCGUUCGCGAACUCCACUGGCACAAGGAAGCUGAAUGGGCAUAUGUCCUUGAUGGCAGCUGCCGUAUCACCGCCAUUGACUACGAGGGAGGCAACUUUAUCGAUGACGUCCAAAAAGGCGAUCUCUGGUACUUCCCCUCCGGUGUUCCUCACUCCCUUCAAGGGCUCGGCGAGAACGGAACCGAGUUUCUCUUAAUCUUCGACGACGGACACUUUUCUGAGGAGUCUACUUUCAUCCUUACGGACUGGCUUGCACACACCCCCAAGUCUGUCAUCUCAAAGAACUUCAAGCUGGCUCCCGAGGUCUUUGCAAACAUCCCCGAGGGAGAGAAGUACAUCUUCCAAGGAACGACACCCGGCUCCAUCAGCCACGAGGCCCCUGACGGAAAAGGCGUCAAGAAAUCAAAGCACCAGUUCACGCACAAGAUGCUUGCGCAGGAACCCAAGAAGACCUCUGGCGGCGAAGUCAGAGUAACCGACUCCAAGAACUUCCCCAUCUCAAAGACCAUUGCUGCUGCCCACGCCAUCAUCGAGCCCGGCGCCCUUCGUGAGAUGCACUGGCACCCCAACGCCGACGAGUGGUCCUUCUUCAUCAAGGGUCGCGCCAGAGUCACGAUUUUCGCCUCAGAAGGAAACGCCAGGACAUUCGACUACGUGCCAGGCGACGUUGGCAUCGUCCCGAAGAACAUGGGUCACUUUGUGGAGAACAUUGGCGACGAACCCCUCGAGAUGCUCGAAAUCUUCCGCGCCGACGAAUUCAGAGACUUCUCCCUGUUCCAGUGGAUGGGCGAGACGCCCAAGAAGCUGGUCGUCGACCACCUCUUCGCUAACGACCCCGAUGCUGGAGAGAAAUUCUGGGACAAGGUCAAGAGCGCCGAGAAGGAUGAGAUCACCAAGGACACUAGCGUCGAUGCCGAGGAUGUUCAGACCGAGACGGAGGAACUCUGA
Molecule: messenger RNA, 1398 nt
Organism: Colletotrichum abscissum
Lineage: Eukaryota; Fungi; Ascomycota; Sordariomycetes; Glomerellales; Glomerellaceae
Product: oxalate decarboxylase family bicupin
Exons: 4
Coding region: 1-1398 (465 amino acids)
Biological process (GO): oxalate metabolic process
Cellular component (GO): outer membrane-bounded periplasmic space
Source: RefSeq, a predicted model, not a curated record